This is a messenger RNA of Eremothecium cymbalariae DBVPG#7215, 216 nucleotides long. It is a transcript of the gene COA2, whose product is annotated as Coa2p. Lineage: Eukaryota; Fungi; Ascomycota; Saccharomycetes; Saccharomycetales; Saccharomycetaceae. Gene Ontology annotation, biological process: mitochondrial respiratory chain complex IV assembly. The transcript has a single exon. Bases 1 to 216 code for a protein of 71 amino acids. The record is from RefSeq and is a predicted model, not a curated record. Gene Ontology annotation, cellular component: mitochondrial matrix.
AUGCAUAUGAAAGCUGCCACAAGAAUCAACGUUACCAACAAACUUUUUAUGACCACGUUUCUUGUUGCAUUUUCCAGUGUUGCACUGGGUUCCAUACUUCCCUGUCCAGCACGCUCAUUAGACUCAGAUUCCCCGUUGCAUGAAGAAUCUUACAAUCAGCAUCGUCAGGUCCAGCAAGAGAAAGAACUUGAACCCAAGUUCGUCAACCAGGGUUGA